AUGCUUCAAUUGGCUGAAAUAUUUAAUGCCCCAAGUGAUGAAGAAGAUUUUCUUGGUUUUCAACUUGAUAUUCCUAUGAAAACGUUGACAUUGGAAGACAGGAAUGAGAGCUUGCCUGGAACAUCGAGAAUGGCAAUGGAAUUAGACCGAGACAAUAACCCAUCUCUAACUGAGGAAGGAGAAAAUGAAGAAGCAAUGGAAACUGACUCAACUCAUAAGAAAAGAAGAUUCAAACUUCGAGGAUCAAUGCAGCUUCCUAACAAAUCAGCUAAAAAGUCUUCCCCCCAAUCCAACGAAUCUCCUUUUCCUAAACAAAGAAAAAAUACAAAUGUGAGAAAUGCAGAUCCAGAUACUUCUUCUGAAUCUGAGGCAGAUGAGGCACCAGAUGAAAACUCUAAUGUACUUUCGAGGAGAGAUCAGAAUAUACAAGAAAAUAAAGCUGUGCUUGCACAGUUACUAGCAGACCUAGAAGCUAUAUCUUCCUCAACUGAAACUCCUUCAACUAAACGGAAGAAAGUACUAAGGACAAGAUCUUCAAGAGACACAAUACAGCGUCGAGCUAACCCAAUGAGGAGUGCUCGGCCCCCAGAAAACUUUGCUGUGGAAAGAAACCCACCUAUGCAAUGGGUUGAUAAUGAAACAUAUCACAACUUAAUGAAGAGAAAACUAAAUGAGCAUAUUUUAGGAUCGCCGAAAAAAAGAAAAAUGGUAAGAAUCACAGGACUUCGAUCAGUUGUCGUAACAAAUGAAGAAUUAGAACAAACUGCAUUUAAUAAUAAAGACAAAAUCCACCAUAAGAUUUGGGGAACCACAUGCCAUCAGUGCCGCCAAAAGACAUUGGAUACAAAAACCAUCUGUCAUAAUGAAGACUGUGUCGGUGUGCGGGGACAGUUCUGUGGACCAUGUCUCCGUAAUCGCUAUGGAGAAGAUGUGAAAGUAGCACUUCUGAAUCCAGAGUGGUUGUGCCCUCCUUGCCGCGGAGUAUGUAACUGCAGCUCCUGCCGCAAGCGUGAUGGUUACUGUGCCACUGGAACACUUAUCCACCUGGCAAAGCUUUACGGCUAUAGCAGUGUGAAGGAGUAUCUUGAAAGCAUGCCAAUGCUUCAUGGUAAUGGAAAUGAGUGA
This is a messenger RNA of Thamnophis elegans (Western terrestrial garter snake), 1125 nucleotides long. RefSeq names its product cell division cycle associated 7 like (gene CDCA7L). Lineage: Eukaryota; Metazoa; Chordata; Lepidosauria; Squamata; Natricidae. Gene Ontology annotation, biological process: regulation of DNA-templated transcription. Gene Ontology annotation, cellular component: nucleus. The record is from RefSeq and is a predicted model, not a curated record. The transcript has 8 exons. The coding region runs from base 1 to 1125 and encodes 374 amino acids.